CAGAGAAACAUGCAUCUGUCUUCCAUUCCCCUCUGCGGCUUUCUUCUCAUCCUAAAGCUGCAGCUGUUCAGCACGUAUCCUAUCAGCACCGGCCUGACUGACUCUGACAUGGACAUCUUAAAGGUGUUGCUUCACAGACUAGAGGAGUCGGUUCCUGUGGACCAGAGCGUCCCUGCAGGGAUUGACAUACAGAGCCUGGACAUAGAGGAUGCAGCAGAAGGACAGCAGCCCCAAACUGGACUGGAUGAGGCAGUCAUCAGGGAGUUUCUCUCAGCAAAGAACCUAAAGAGUGUCCGCAACGACUCGUCCAGGAAAUCCUCAGGCUGCUUCGGUCGCCGGAUGGACAGAAUAGGCUCCAUGAGCUCUCUUGGGUGCAAUACUGUCGGCAGAUACAAUCCAAAGUAAAGGUGAAGAAACCAUCUAAACACUGGAACUGCAAUAUCUCUACCAAAAGAUAUUUUUAUUUGAAUGCUAUUUAUUUACUAAUAUUUAUUUAAUAUUGUUUGUUGCUUGC
Molecule: messenger RNA, 514 nt
Organism: Cottoperca gobio
Lineage: Eukaryota; Metazoa; Chordata; Actinopteri; Perciformes; Bovichtidae
Gene: nppb
Product: natriuretic peptide B
Exons: 3
Coding region: 10-405 (131 amino acids)
Biological process (GO): negative regulation of systemic arterial blood pressure; neuropeptide signaling pathway; receptor guanylyl cyclase signaling pathway
Cellular component (GO): cytoplasm; extracellular region
Molecular function (GO): hormone receptor binding; hormone activity
Source: RefSeq, a predicted model, not a curated record